AUGAAUAAUAGACACAAUCAAGAUGAAUACAGCUUGAGAAGAAGUAUUAACAACACACUGCGGAACAAGUCGAAUUCACUUAAGAGUGGUAUUAAUGAUAAUAAAAAGGGUCCAUUAAAAAAGUUUAUUCCAAAUAUUGACAAUUUAAAAAAUGAAAAUAAUAUAAAAUCGGAACAAACAAAUAAAUUAGAAGAUAGCUUAAACAAUAGAAGUAUUCAAGAAUUGAUAACAAAAACUAUUAAUUUUGAUUUACAAACUGAUAAAAAUAAAAAUGAAAAUCAUUUUAACAAUAAUAAAAGUAAUAUAGCUUUUCCUUCUCAGGGCGUAGAAAAAACAUUAAAUAAUAAUAAUUUAAACUUAUUGAAUUUAGGAAUUUUAAAAACCAAUAAUAAUGACAUUUCCGUAUGUCAACAAAAAAAAAAAACAUCUAUAGAUAUAUAUGAACUAAAUAAUAUAAGCAAAAACAUUUUCUAUAAUAAGAAGUCUACUUCUUCUGAUGCUCACUUUUUGCCAUUGACCUUACCAUUUUUUAAAGAUAAUGAAAAACAGAAAAAAAUUCGAAAGUUAUUUCUAAAUAAGGAACGGUUCUUUUUCUGCAUCCAGUUACCGAACAUGUUACCAGCUCUUGCUCGAAACGAGGAACCGAAUGAAAAUAAAGACAGUAUAAUAAAAAAGCAAGAAGAACAACAAAAAAUGGGCUUUAAAACGGAGGACAAAAAUGAAACAGAAAUAAAGAAGAAAAUGAUCCAAAAGGAAAACAAUAACGAAUAUGAACUGAGAAAUAUAAGUACAUUACCAAAUGGUAAAUUUGCAAAGUUAAUUUUAUAUAAAAACAAAAAAAUUAAAAUGAAAAUUAACGAUAUUAUAUUUGAUGUUGAUGAAGGAUCAGAAUGCACUUUUUCGCAAGAGAUUGGUUGCUACAUAAAGGAAAAUUCGGAAUUUAUUUUUUUGGGAAACUGUGACAAUAAACUUGUUGCAACCCCAAAUAUUGAAAGAAUUAUAAAUCAAAAGUAA
Molecule: messenger RNA, 1014 nt
Organism: Plasmodium gonderi
Lineage: Eukaryota; Apicomplexa; Aconoidasida; Haemosporida; Plasmodiidae
Product: DNA-directed RNA polymerase III subunit RPC4
Exons: 1
Coding region: 1-1014 (337 amino acids)
Biological process (GO): transcription by RNA polymerase III
Cellular component (GO): RNA polymerase III complex
Molecular function (GO): DNA binding
Source: RefSeq, a predicted model, not a curated record